This is a messenger RNA of Gongylonema pulchrum, 556 nucleotides long. The record is from the annotation of a GenBank genome assembly. NCBI's taxonomy places the organism in Eukaryota, Metazoa, Nematoda, Chromadorea, Rhabditida, Gongylonematidae.
AGUUCUGUUACAAUCGGUUGACUGGUCGACUGUUGACGAGAUUCGAAAAUAUCUGGAACCAUUCCACGUUAUGGCCUCAAUGUUUAACCAUAGGUCUACAGUCACCUUUCACAUGGUGCAGCCAGAAUGGUUUGCACUGAUUCACGAGUUUUCGUCGGAUAUCGAAGAAAGUCGUGGCAGUGAAGAUACUUCGGUCUGGAUUAAUGAUUUGAAGCGUAGAACUGAAAUUAAAUUGCGAGAUGCUACUGAAACGGUUAUCACUGCUGAGCAUCGAAUGGCUACUGUAUUAAAUCCACGUCAUAAGCAUUUGCCGGUCAUCUGUUCAGACUUGGAGAGGCUGGAAACGUAUUCGAGGAUACGAAAAUUGAUUGGAGCGCCUGAAUCGAACAUUGUGAAAGGUGAGAGUAAUGCGACGACUGGCAACCAAGGAUCUGACAACGGUGAACCUCCGAAGAAGCGACUGUCGUUUUUGAGUUCGCUGGAAGAUCAUGCACUUAUCGAUGAUGAGCUUGAAUGCUAUCUUCGAUCGCAAUAUCCAGCGCUACAGACAAAGUAA